CGCGUUGCCCGGCAGCUCCAGCCUAUGGGGGCGCGGGGCGUUGUCACGUGCCGGAGCCCCGCUCGCUGCUGCGGAGCCGGAGGCGCUGGACUGGGGGACGGAGCCGGGACCGGGCCGGGGGCUGCACUGGCGGCGGCAGAGAUCGGGGUGUUGUAUUGCAGAAAGCGACUCCCCGAGCAUCUCGCCUGUAUGAACUCUUGAGCUGGCAAGGGAUUGAGAGGCUUAUGAGGAGGUUCUGUCAGGCAAAAACAGUGCCUAGCAAAGAUACCGAGGAGGAGGGAAAAGGAGAAGGGGGAGGGGGAGCGGAGCUGAGACUCUAGCAAACCAUGAGAUCUAUCCGAUCUUUUGCUAAUGAUGACCGCCAUGUUAUGGUGAAACAUUCAACCAUUUAUCCAUCUCCAGAGGAACUUGAAGCUGUCCAGAACAUGGUGUCAACAGUCGAAUGUGCCCUUAAACAUGUCUCCGAUUGGAUGGAUGAAAUGAACAAGUCUGUGAAAAUCGAGGAAGACGGGGAAGCAAAAGAGGAAGCUGCAGAAAGUAAUGCCAAGGAUCAAGGUGGUCGGACCUUAUGUGGUGUGAUGAGAAUUGGUUUGGUUGCAAAGGGCUUGCUGAUAAAGGAUGACAUGGAUUUGGAGCUGGUUCUCAUGUGCAAAGAAAAACCCACAAAGACCUUGUUAUAUACAGUCAAAGACAAUCUCCCAAUCCAAAUUCAGAAACUUACAGAAGAGAAGUACCACGUGGAGCAAUGUGUGAAUGAGGCAGCUAUUAUUAUUCGUAACACAAAGGAGCCCACCCUAACACUGAAGGUGAUACUUACAUCUCCUCUCAUUCGUGAGGAAACUGAGAAGAAGGAUGGAGUAGAUAAUGUUGCGAUGAAAGAUCCUCCGGACUUAUUGGACAGGCAGAAAUGCCUGGAGGCCUUGGCCUCUCUGCGGCACGCCAAAUGGUUUCAGGCCAGGGCAAAUGGACUAAAAUCAUGUGUAAUUGUUCUACGUAUUCUGCGUGAUUUGUGCAACAGAGUCCCCACAUGGGCACCGCUAAAAGGAUGGCCACUAGAGCUUAUAUGUGAAAAAUCUAUAGGUACUUGUAAUAGACCCUUGGGCGCUGGGGAGGCCUUAAGACGAGUGAUGGAGUGUUUGGCGUCUGGAAUUCUGCUUCCUGGGGGCCCUGGCCUGCAUGAUCCCUGUGAGCGGGAGCCAACAGACGCGUUGUCCUAUAUGACAGUGCAGCAAAAAGAAGCCAUUACACACAGUGCUCAGCACGCGCUCAGGCUAUCAGCCUUUGGUCAGAUCUAUAAGGUGCUCGAAAUGGAUCCUCUCCCAUCAAAUAAAUCCUUUCAAAAAUAUUCCUGGUCAGUUACUGACAAAGAAGGUGCAGGCUCCUCUGCUCUGAAAAGGCCAUUUGAAGAUGGAUUAGGGGAUGAUAAAGAUCCAAAUAAAAAGAUGAAGCGCAACUUGAGGAAAAUCUUAGACAGUAAAGCAAUCGAUCUCAUGAAUGCUCUGAUGAGACUGAACCAAAUCAGGCCAGGGCUUCAGUAUAAGCUUCUGUCGCAGUCGGGUCCAGUUCAUGCCCCAGUCUUCACAAUGUCUGUAGAUGUUGACGGUACGACCUAUGAAGCAUCAGGACCUUCUAAGAAAACGGCCAAGCUCCAUGUGGCUGUGAAGGUAUUACAAGCAAUGGGCUACCCAACUGGCUUUGAUGCAGAUAUUGAGUGCAUGAGCUCUGAUGAAAAAUCAGAUACCGAAGGCAAAAACGAGACUGUCUCUUCAAACUCAAGCAAUAAUACUGGAAAUUCUACAAUUGACACCUCCUCUACCUUAGAGGUAAGAACUCAGGGCCCUAUCCUCACAGCAAGUGGCAAAAACCCAGUGAUGGAGCUAAAUGAAAAAAGAAGAGGUCUUAAGUAUGAGCUCAUCUCUGAGACAGGUGGGAGCCAUGAUAAGCGCUUUGUAAUGGAGGUAGAAGUAGAUGGGCAGAAGUUCAGAGGCGCAGGUCCAAAUAAGAAGGUGGCAAAAGCGAGCGCUGCUUUAGCAGCACUUGAGAAACUGUUUUCUGGGCCUAAUGCAGCCAACAAUAAGAAAAAGAAGAUUCUCCCUCAGACUAAAGGAGUUGUAAAUACAGCUGUGUCUGCAGCAGUCCAGGCUGCUCGAGGCAGAGGACGAGGCGCUUUAGCACGAGGGGCAUUUGUUGGGGCAGCCGCUGCUACUGGAUACAUAGCACCAGGCUAUGGGGCACCUUAUGGGUACAGCCCAGCUGCGCCAGCCUACGGUAUACCCAAGAGAAUGGUUCUGUUACCAGUUAUGAAAUUCCCAACAUAUCCUGUUCCCCACUACUCAUUCUUUUAGCAAAUGGCAGAAGCUAAUUCCUAUUGAUUGAACAACACAGUACAGUACAGAAUGUUAGAAGAGAAAAAAGCCUUUUUAUCCUGUUUUCUUUGAACACAUACUUGAGCAAAGUCAUUUGUAAAGAAACAUCUUUUCCUACUUUUUGAUUUUAACAAAAUGCAAAUUUAGUUCUCUAAAACUUGAAGAAAAAAAAUGUUCUGUGAAAUGUUACCUCAUUUUCAAUAACUUAUACCAGCCUUCUGUUAUAGGGAAGAACUAGAAGCUUAAACCUUACGUUUUAAAUGAAGUAUCCGAUUAUGUAAAAUUAAAUUUGUGAAGGAUGUAUAGAAUAUAAAACACUGAUCACAAAUAAACGGUUUUGUCGUAA
Mauremys reevesii (Reeves's turtle) is the source of this 2712-nucleotide messenger RNA. RefSeq names its product spermatid perinuclear RNA binding protein (gene STRBP). The coding region runs from base 327 to 2345 and encodes 672 amino acids. The record is from RefSeq and is a predicted model, not a curated record. Gene Ontology annotation, molecular function: single-stranded RNA binding; double-stranded RNA binding. The transcript is spliced from 18 exons. Lineage: Eukaryota; Metazoa; Chordata; Testudines; Geoemydidae. Gene Ontology annotation, cellular component: precatalytic spliceosome.